Molecule: messenger RNA, 758 nt
Organism: Pogoniulus pusillus (Red-fronted tinkerbird)
Lineage: Eukaryota; Metazoa; Chordata; Aves; Piciformes; Lybiidae
Gene: NCBP2AS2
Product: NCBP2 antisense 2 (head to head)
Exons: 1
Coding region: 26-307 (93 amino acids)
Source: RefSeq, a predicted model, not a curated record
GGGCGGCGGCGAGAGCGGCCGCAGGAUGGUGCUGCGGCGGCUGCUGUUCGUGCUGCUCAGCAACCCGCGGCUCAUCGAGAAGCUCUCCGAGUCGCGGCCCAUCCGCGCCGCCGCCCGCCUCACCGCCACCGGCAUCAUCCGCGGACAGCUCGGUGCCCGCCGGGCGGCCCGGGACCUGGGUCCGCGCCUGUUCCGCCUGCGCGACGCCUUCCUCAGGCAGCUCAAGGACAGCGCCCGGGCGCGGGGCUGGCCGCGGCCACCCGGGCGUGGGACGGGCCGAGGCGGCGGCCCCGGGGCAGCAUCCUGAUCGCCGCAGCCAGCGCAAGGAACCCGCAAGAGAAGAGGAGGAAAUCCCGGCCGCUUUCGUGUGCCAAGCCCUGAGGAACAAUUGCAUUACAGCCGACGGUUGAAUGGGCGCGGGGCCUUGGUAACGGGCUCCUGGGGCCAGCCGGACGACGGGCAGCCUUCUCCUGAACCGGUGGUACUGGCAGCUCUGCCAGCUGCGGCGGAUCCCAGCGUUACCGGGCCUGCGGACGCUGCUCUUCCACAGCCCAAAGCCAGGAGCGGCUCCUGAGCCCAAGCACCAACACUUGAAGCAUGCUGCUGUUUGAUAGGAUGGAUUUUCAUUUCAAAGCCAGUUUACACUUUCCACAGUACUCAGUAACAGGUAGACUCACAUUAAACAUCGUCCAGAAUGCUUUCAAACUUGUCACUUCCAAGUGCUUGGCAAGAAAAAUGAAAUAAAAGCUAAUGUCUCA